AUGAAGCGCCUGCCUGUACGCCCCUGUUGCGUCACCGGGGAGGGUUCGUUUUCUGCACUAACAUUUUCGUUUUCAUUGUAUGCAUUACUUGUGCUUUUUGCUUUGUUGUACUGCUGUGACCUGGUGUCCUCCAAGAUCUAUGAGAGGACGACGCGUGAGGUGUUUCUGGAAGGUGGCCGGUGGGUGAGGAAGAGUGAAUGGGAAAAGGGCAGUUGGAAAACCUCCCCCGAGUGGAACGCCGGCUAUGAAUGGUGGGCGUGGUGCAUGGACUCGGUUGCUAAAGAAGCUAAGGGAGAAGUUUGCCGCAAGGAGUGGCUUUCUCAGAGGAAGAAAGGAUACACGCUGGUGCCGAGGACGAAAGUUCCAUUUAGGGAGAAAAAUGGAACGCAGUGGAUGCGCAACGUUCACUCUUUCCGUGUCCCUUCGUUUGUUGAAAUUAGUGGGGUAUUGGUGGGCAUUGCCGACGUACGGUACAUUUCAUCUGCUGACUUCACCUUCACUGAGACAGUUGCCAAGUACAGUGCUGAUGGUGGGGAUACUUGGAAGACUAAAGUCAUCAUUGAGAACAGUCGUGUUAACACUAAUUUUUCCCGAGUUGUAGAUCCCACAGUCGCUGUCAAGGGAAACAAUAUAUUCGUUCUCGUGGGAAGGUACAACACUUCCAGUAAGUAUUGGACGUGGCAACAUUACGGCGAAGACUGGGAUAUACUCAUGUACAAGGGUACUGUCAUCAAAGAGGAAAAGGACGGUAAUGUAACUGCGAGCAUUACAUUUGAGGCUCCCCAGAACCUGAAGUUUCUCUUAGCAACGGUGCCCUCACCAGGUGGGCACCCCCCAUCCCAAUUUCUCGGUGGCGUAGGGAACACUGCUGUAACGCCGGACGGUGCCAUUGUAUUUUCUGUCCAGGUCAAGAAUACUUGGAAUCAGGUUGUGGGAAAACUUUUGUAUUCGACGGAUGAUGGCAAAACAUGGCACUUUUCUGCAGGGGAAACACCGGUCGGUUCAACUGAAUCUUCUGCCGUUUGGUGGAAAGAUAAACUGCUGGUGAAUGCCAGAACAGAUGAGCAUAUAGGUUGCCGCAGGGUAUUUGAAACGAGUGACUUAGGGAAUACAUUAAAGGAAUCCAUCAGGACUCUUUCCCGAGUAAUAGGCAACUCGCCGCUUCGUAACCAGCCUGGUAGUUCAGGAAGUGCUAUUUCCAUAACUGUGGAGGGCAUGGAUGUCAUGCUAAUUUCUCAGCCAAAAAAUACGAAGGGACGUUUCUCACGCGACCGCCUCCAGUUAUGGUUAACGGACGGUACUCGUGUUUUCAUGAUCGGACAGAUAUCUCAAGGUGACGACAACAGUCCAUACAGCUCCUUACUGUACACGAGCGAUGGCAAACUUUACUGCUUAUAUGAACAGAACAUUGAAGAGGUUUUCACUAUUUACCUUGCACGUCUUGUGGAUGAGAUGAAGAUGAUUAAAUGGGUUGUGUUGUUAUGGAAGGCACAGGAUACUCUGUUGGUGGGUGACUGCCUUUCAUCGGCUGGAGGAACAGGACCUUGUAGGGGGAUACCAGUUGGUGGCCUUGCCGGGUUGCUUUCGGGACCCGCAGUUGGACAUGUGUGGCCUGACGUGUACAAGUGCGUGUAUGCUAGUGUCAGCGGUGCCGUGGCUAACAAAGAUGGCGUGGUAUUGGGCGGAACCGGUAAGGACCGUGUGGUGUGGCCGGUUGGUGAGCAAGGGCAAGACCAACGGUACUACUUUGCCAACACCCAUUUCACAAUUGUGGCGACGGUGCAGUUUGGUGUGGUGCCUCAAAGGGACACUCCAUUAAUUGGGUUUGUGAAUGGAGAAAAGAAUGCUAAUAAAACCUUAAUGCUUUCGAUCAAGAAUAAGAAAUGGUUUCUCACGUACGGGAGGAUACGCAGCGAAGGUUCUCCGGUGCCGUCAAAUUUGGAAGGGUCUCACCAGAUUGCACUGACAUUGCAAGAUGGCUUGGUUACUGCAUAUGUUGAUGGAAAACUAGCGGUUGCGGCGAUUAAUGUGAGAAAAUUCGGUCGUGUCGGCUUUCUAAACAUUAGGCGUUUUUUCGUUGGAACUCCAGUGUCUAUUAGAACUUCAAGUCACACGACCGUAACCGUACACAAUGCACUCCUGUACAACCGAAGGUUGAGCGAAGGGGAACUACAGUUGGUGUUCACCAACAGAGAGGUGAUUCGUGCAGCCAACCCGACGACGCCGCCUCCCACGCCUUUUGAGUCUAGUGCUGGGGGCGAUGAGCAGUCACACGAUAGGGCGGGUUCCACGUUUGGUGUUCCUUUUCUUUCAGGAGGUUCGAUGUAUUGUGAAGGGGACGCGUUGGAGCGUGUUUACAUUUUAUUUAUUAUUACUUUAUGUGCACUGGCACUUUUUAUGUUAGUGUUGGUCUUUCAAAAGCAGUGGGACGGGGAUUCUACUAUAAUCUGA
Trypanosoma brucei brucei TREU927 is the source of this 2451-nucleotide messenger RNA. It is a transcript of the gene Tb927.5.640, whose product is annotated as trans-sialidase, putative. Gene Ontology annotation, cellular component: intracellular membrane-bounded organelle; cytoplasm; membrane. Bases 1 to 2451 code for a protein of 816 amino acids. Gene Ontology annotation, molecular function: exo-alpha-sialidase activity. Gene Ontology annotation, biological process: ganglioside catabolic process; oligosaccharide catabolic process. The record is from RefSeq and is a predicted model, not a curated record. Lineage: Eukaryota; Euglenozoa; Kinetoplastea; Trypanosomatida; Trypanosomatidae. The transcript has a single exon.